CAUCAUUGGAACUCCUCGCCUUGACCAUGUUCCUCAGUCAACAUAUCGCGGUGCUACUGCUCUGGCUAUGCUUUGCCAUACUCACUGUAAAUAGCAAUCCGUGGAAAUGGGGACCUGGCUCAAAUAGUGGACCCGUUGGUGGACCCGCCUGGAAUGGUGGAGAAGAUUCAACCGAUAAUAUAAUCAUCCAUUCAAAGGGCAACCGCAAUUGGCGUUACUGAUGUGGUAGGCGUGACCAAGACCAAGUCGUGCUGCAUUUGUCAGUAAAUUUGUGAAUAACUUAACAACAAUAUUGUUUUGAAACUGAUUUUUUCCUAGAACUGAACUCGUCACAUAUGAUAAUACUCCAUUAAGUGCUUUACUCAAAUAUAUAUCGAGUAGUAGUCGAGUAGAACAUAAAA
Molecule: messenger RNA, 401 nt
Organism: Drosophila eugracilis
Lineage: Eukaryota; Metazoa; Arthropoda; Insecta; Diptera; Drosophilidae
Exons: 2
Coding region: 27-221 (64 amino acids)
Source: RefSeq, a predicted model, not a curated record